CACACACACACACACACGCACGCACCCACACACACACGCAAUAAAUCAUCAUGGCGAGCGACUCGAUCGGUGGCGUGCCGACGAAGACGUGCAUCGGUUUUCUCGUCGUCGUCGGCGUCGUCAUGCUGUGUGUCGGGUUUCCGGUGAUGUGGAUCAAGUAUGCGAAGCCUUACCUAAAGACGGCCCACUUUGUGAGCACCACGUGUAAGGUGCUAGACAGCAAGAGACUGGACGACUACACGUGUGCAUGCACGGAGGAGGAGUGCGACGACGAGCUACAAUACCCAUGCGUCGGCAUCAAUGUCACCUUCACGCCGACGACACGAACCGACAACAGGACGAUGCGAUGGGACACGCUGCUCUACGAGAACGAACUUACCUAUCUGCUCUUCAAAGGAAAACACGCUAAGUGUUUCUACGGCUACGCAGGCGACUGCCUUAACAGCGUCGGACACCAGGAGAAGCUGGGUCUAGCAGUAAGCAAGCUGCGUGAGUUCGGGCGGCGAGGCAAGGAGUACAGCUGCCUCUACAAUCCUAGCAACUGGAACGAAGUCAUCAAGGACCGCACGGUGUCGCGCACGGCCGCAAUCCACGCCAUCUUCUGGCCGUGGUUCUUCGUCGUUGCUCCUUGCGUCAUCGCUUGUGUGUACUACGUCAUUGCGGGCAUGGCUGAAGACUGUCGCAGCCAACCGGAGAAGGAGACGAAGUCAGCUGACCUGAAGACGUUGUCGGCGCCGAAGCGACAUCGACACAAGCGCCACCACUGACGAGCUGUGUCACGAUACUGCUUGUCGUAUCGUGUUCAUACUGGCGUAUCGUGUUCAUACUGGCGUAUCGUGUUCAUACUGGCGUAUCGUGUUCAUACUGGCGUAUCGUGUUCAUACUGGCGUAUCGUGUUCAUACUGGCGUAUCGUGUUCAUACUGGCGUAUCGUGUUCAUACUGGCGUAUCGUGUUCAUACUGGCGUAUCGUGUUAUUGUUACCACAUCGUGGCUUUAUUGUGGAAUCGGGUCCAUUCUAUUGUAUUAUUUGAUUGUUAUAGUAUCAUUUUCGUUCUACCGUAUCACGUGUUUCGUGCCGUUCGCGACAUAUUAUUUCAUAUGAUCACCUUGCUAUAAUUUCUAACCUUUUAGAUCGCAGCUUGGACUUUUCACUUCACUAUUUAUAUGCGAUACUUAAGGUAUCAUGUUCUUCUGACUCUAAUCGCUUCAUGUCCUUACUACCGUGCAUUUAUUAUCAGUUAAUAGAUUGCUGAUCAUGUCUUCAAUUCCGUAGGAAGCUUAGUAGCAUAUUGAAAUUACUACAUCUUUAUUUUUUCGUUAUAGUUACUUAUACGUAUUUGGACUGCCAAAUAUUUUGAGCCAGAUUGAUACAAUCUGCAUGUGAUCUGCUCAUAGAAGGCCAAGGGGUUUUUACAUUAUAUUAUUCAUGGAAUUGUUGUUCAUAGCAGUAUGCAAAACAUUAAUAAAAACCUCUAUAUCAUGUUUAUUAA
Molecule: messenger RNA, 1491 nt
Organism: Priapulus caudatus
Lineage: Eukaryota; Metazoa; Priapulida; Priapulimorpha; Priapulimorphida; Priapulidae
Exons: 3
Coding region: 51-767 (238 amino acids)
Biological process (GO): potassium ion transport; detection of calcium ion
Cellular component (GO): voltage-gated potassium channel complex; membrane
Molecular function (GO): calcium-activated potassium channel activity; potassium channel regulator activity
Source: RefSeq, a predicted model, not a curated record